This is a messenger RNA of Aspergillus aculeatinus CBS 121060, 475 nucleotides long. RefSeq lists its product as uncharacterized. The transcript has a single exon. The record is from RefSeq and is a predicted model, not a curated record. Bases 42 to 350 code for a protein of 102 amino acids. NCBI's taxonomy places the organism in Eukaryota, Fungi, Ascomycota, Eurotiomycetes, Eurotiales, Aspergillaceae.
UGAGCCUCCACUAUGGUAAUGAACAGAUUCAGUAGCUCCUUAUGGCCCUCAGAAGUGGACUGCCUAUCACCCGGAUAGAGUACGAAGCAUCGUACAGUACAGCAUUUUCUCACCACCACCAACAACAACAACCCUCACCACCUCCCAAACCUCAGGUCCAACCCACCCCCCCUAUCCAAAAACCCCCUCCGACGCAAAAGCCAAGACCCCACUCCCACUCCCUCCCCAUCCCCGAAAUGAAGGUGAUCGAGUCCCAAACGCCCGACGGGGCAGCGCCACUCCACCCGGGGCCACUAACGGGUUUCAUGCGGAAUCCGGGCGCAAUCAAUCCCAAACCGAGCCCUAAGUGACUGGACUCAGGCAAUGGACAUAUAACCUGCAGGGUCUGCACGCCCGCACCAGCGCCAUGUAUUUCUGGCCUUCAUCAACCAAGAUCUGUGAUCUGAGGUGCUACGUACCUUUCCCUUCCUUUUCA